This is a messenger RNA of Drosophila bipectinata, 3019 nucleotides long. RefSeq names its product periodic tryptophan protein 2 homolog. Gene Ontology annotation, cellular component: small-subunit processome; Pwp2p-containing subcomplex of 90S preribosome. NCBI's taxonomy places the organism in Eukaryota, Metazoa, Arthropoda, Insecta, Diptera, Drosophilidae. Gene Ontology annotation, molecular function: protein binding. Gene Ontology annotation, biological process: ribosomal small subunit assembly; maturation of SSU-rRNA from tricistronic rRNA transcript (SSU-rRNA, 5.8S rRNA, LSU-rRNA). The record is from RefSeq and is a predicted model, not a curated record.
GCUGUUUACUUCAACACGUGCAGCAGACGUUGUUUAUAUUUCUUGUUGAGGUUUUUAUUUGAAACCGCUGCAAAAUGAAGUUUUCCUACAAAUUCUCCAAUUUGCUGGGCACCAUCUACCGGAACGGAAAUUUGGUCUUCACACCGGAUGGAAAUUCAGUCAUCAGCCCAGUUGGAAAUCGAAUAACCGUUUACGAUUUGAAAAACAACAAAUCGCGAACUCUGUCCUUGGAAUCGCGCUACAACUACACAAACUUGGCCCUUUCUCCAGAUGGAAGUCUUCUGCUGGCUGUCAAUGAACAGGGCGAGGCCCAGCUCAUCAGUAUGAUGUCCUGUACGGUAAUCCAUCGCCACAAGUUCCAAACUGGCAUUCGAUGCCUUUCCUUCAGCCCCAAUGGACAAUAUUUCGCUGUGGCGAUAGAGAACUUGGUACUCAUAUUCCUUUCUCCUGGCGAAAUCACCGGAGAAUACAACCCAUUUGUCCUGAAGCGGCGAUUUUUGGGCGGCUUUGACGAUGUCACCUGGCUGGACUGGUCCUCUGAUUCGAGGUUUCUGGCUAUUGGGUGCCGGGAUAGCUCUACAAAGAUAUGCGCGGUAAACUUUACGAAGAACUUUAGGACCUACAACCUGAGUGGCCACACGGAUGCCAUUGUGGCGUGCUUUUUCGAGGCAAACAGUCUGGAUCUCAACACCAUCAGUAGGAAUGGUCAGCUAUGUCUGUGGGAGUGCAGCCUGUCUCCUUCAGACUUGGAGGAUGCGACAAAGCCGGAAAAUGCUCCGACCCAGAGCAAAAAAGUAAAAUCAGAAGACAGUGACAACGAAUCGGAGGAUGACGUGGAGGAUGUGGUCGAAAAGCAGUCGCCGAACGAGGAAGGUACGGCAGCCACUGAGGACCAGAACGAACUCAAAGACGAAGCUGAGAGGCAAAGACAUCCCUUCUUCUACAAAAAACUGUCCCGCCACUACCUCGCCGACGAGCCACGCAAGGAGCAGCGAGAUGUGCAGCUCACAGCUGCCAACUACAACCAACGGACCAAGGUUUUGGUGGUGGCCUUCAGCACGGGUGCUUUUUACCUUUAUGAGCUACCCGACGUGAACAUGAUCCACUCGCUGAGCAUCUCCGACUAUCCCAUCUCGGCAGCUUUGUUCAAUUGCACAGGCGAUUGGGUAGCGCUGGCCUCACGGGAGAUUGGACAGUUGCUGGUUUGGGAAUGGCAGAGCGAACAGUACAUCAUGAAACAGCAGGGCCACAGCAGCGAAAUGACCUGCAUUGCCUACUCGUCGGAUGGCCAGUUCAUAGCUACCGGCGGCGAGGACUCCAAGGUCAAGUUGUGGAACACCCAGAGCAGUUUCUGUUUCGUUACUUUUAGCGAACACACAAGCGGAGUGACUGGGAUCCAGUUCAGCCGAAACAAGAAGUUUCUGGUCAGCAGUUCUUUGGAUGGCACAGUGCGUGCCUUUGAUGUGAAUAGGUACCGAAACUUUAGGACCUUCACGUCACCAAACCCGGCUCAGUUUUCCUGCGUGGCCGUCGACUACUCUGGAGAGUUGGUUGUGGCUGGAGGUCAGGAUGUAUUUGAUAUAUUCCUUUGGUCAGUUAAGACCGGAAAACUUCUGGAGAUAAUCAGUGGCCACGAGGGGCCUGUGGUCUCGCUGGCAUUCUCCCCAGUGGCCACAUCCUCUACUCUGGUGUCCGGUUCAUGGGACAAGACUGUGAAGAUUUGGAACUGCCUGGAGAGCAACAGCGAGCACGAAACCAUCGAUGCUGUUUCGGAUGUAACCAAUGUGACGUUUAGUCCCAAUGGCGAAGAGGUUGCUGUAGCCACUCUCAGCGGAAAUAUAACCAUUUUCGACAUCAAGUCCUCCAGCCAAGUAACCACCAUAGAGGGUCGCAAUGACUUAAGCAGUGGCCGCCUGGAAGGUGAUAUGAUAACAGCUAAAAAGAACACACAAGCCAAUUACUUCUCUACCAUUGAGUACUCUGCGGAUGGAGAGUGCAUACUGGCUGCCGGAAAGUCGCAAAACAUUUGCAUCUAUCAUGUGAGAGAGGCGAUACUACUGAAGAAAUUCCAAAUAACACAGAACCACAGUCUAGAUGGCUUAAAUGACUUUAUUAAUCGAAAACACAUCAGUGAGUUCGGCAACAUGGCUUUGGUGGAGGAGCGCGAAGAGUUGGAAGGCGGAAAGGUGGCUCUGCGACUACCAGGAGUGCGCAGUGGAGACAUGUCCUCCAGGCGCUUCCAGCAAGAGGUGCGAGUGUUUUGCGUAAAAUUCUCGCCCACUGGCCAGGCUUUCGCCGCCGCAGGAACUGAAGGACUCUGCAUAUACGCACUGGACAAGGGCGUUGUCUUCGAUCCCUUUGACCUGUCGCUUGAAGUUACCCCGAAAGCCGUCCAUGAGGCGCUUAAAAAGCUGGAGUACACCAAAGCGCUGGUCAUGUCCUUGAAGCUAAAUGAACCCAAUUUGAUUGCCCUAGUGCUGGAAAGAGUGCCGUAUAGGGACAUUGACUUGGUCUGCGCGGAUCUGUCUCCGGAGUUCGCCCAGCGACUGCUGCAACAAUUGGCCCGCCAGUUGCAGGCCACGCCGCACAUUGAGUUCUAUCUCCAGUGGAGCUGCUGCUUGCUGACCAAGCACGGAAACCUGGACGGGGUCUUCCAGCACACCGGUCUGCUGGCUCUACACGAGGUGCUUUCCAGGAAGUACGAAAUGCUCAACAAGAUCUGCGACUUUAACAAAUACACCAUGAAGGUGCUGCUGGACAGAGCCGACAAAUUGGAGCAGGAAAAUAGCGAGAGCAAGAAGACCCUAAACGAGGACAGCGACGAGGAGAUGCUGCUCAUCCGGGUGCCAGACAAUGAGGCUUCUCAGUCGCAGUUCAGCGACGAGGAGGAGAGUGACAGUGGCUCCGAAUAAGGAGCUCAUAAAUUGUUGAAAAUGUUGAAGGAUGAAAACAACCAAGUUUGAUAGAUGUACGCGCCUUGUCUUUUAUUAAGAAUAAAUUUAAAGCUUUUUCAAUAACA